Molecule: messenger RNA, 519 nt
Organism: Apis florea (little honeybee)
Lineage: Eukaryota; Metazoa; Arthropoda; Insecta; Hymenoptera; Apidae
Gene: RNASEK
Product: Ribonuclease kappa
Biological process (GO): nucleic acid metabolic process
Molecular function (GO): RNA endonuclease activity
Source: RefSeq, a predicted model, not a curated record
AUUUCUCAUCAAUAAGAAUCAUAUGAUUAUUAAGGGUGUAGCAAAUUACAAGUCUUGAUAGAUUUAUUUUUAGGUUACUUUAUAUAAACGAUAAUAAAAGAUAACUUUGCAAAAAAUGAAGAUAUGUGGACCUAAGUAUGCCCUAUGUGGCCUGAUAUUAUCUGUUUGGGGUAUAUUUCAACUGCUCCUGAUGGGAAUAUUCUUUUAUACUAAAAGUGUAGCUUUAAUAGAAGAUGUUCCAUUUGAAGCAAAUAUCAAAGAAACUACAGCAUUUUAUGCUGCUGCAGAUAGAGGUUACAAACAAAAUGCAUAUAAUUGUUGGAUUGCAGCUUGUAUCUAUCUUCUUACAUUAUUACUUUCUGGACAUCAAUUUUAUAUAAAUUCAAGAUCAUCUUUAAGUGUUUAAAUCAUAUGAUAAAAUAAAUAAAAAAAAAUAUGUAUAAGUGUAUAAUAUAAUGUAUUAUAAAUAAAAUUAUACUUAGGAAUAUGUUAAAUAUAAAUUUCAAGAAUAGAUUUUUU